AGUCACGUAGAGUUGAUGAAAAUACAACAUGAUAUUCUGCGCUAAAGAUGGAUGUGCAAAAGUUCGUCAACUCUAAUGGGGAUCGAACCUACGACCCCUCAAGUGAGAUAUGGAAGAUGGGAGUUGUUUUAAAUGCGAUCGUCAUUUUCUUUUUCUUUUUCAAAAUUUCAUUUGUCAAAACAGACAGCGUAAAUGUAGCCAUAGAUCUUUCCAAACAUCAGCCGCACAUACUGUCGUACAAAAAACUCCCAAAUGCCGAGAGACUGGGGAGUCCGUUGAAGACGCUGAAAGUUCUGACCAAUACAAGAUGUGAGGCAACCUGCUCUGCAAUACCUGAUAUGUGCGACUCGUAUAAACUAAGACGAGUUAAUGAUGAUACAUUCAAAUACUCGUGUGAGCUAUUUGGCCCCUGCGUAGCACAACAGCCAACUAACUCGACAUCUCUUGACGUUGAUCAUUACGUAAGAGAAGGAUGUUAUUUGGAGUCUGGAUUGAUAUCGCCGGUCCCUGACUCGGCACUAUCUGCCUCUUCAAGAUUUAAUGUAGAUACGGACGCAGUUCGUUCGAGGCUGAAUGAUGUUGCAUGGGCUGCGGGUAUACGCAACACAAAUCAGUGGAUACAGGUGGACUUCGGUUCAACAAUGCGAGUGACGGGUGUUGGGACCAAAGGACGUCAUUCAAAUAUCGUCUAUUAA
Molecule: messenger RNA, 695 nt
Organism: Owenia fusiformis
Lineage: Eukaryota; Metazoa; Annelida; Polychaeta; Sabellida; Oweniidae
Source: the annotation of a GenBank genome assembly